AUGCAAAUAUUGGAAAAACGCAAAUAUGGGAAAAACUCAUAUAUGAGAAAAACCCAAAUAUGCGAAAAACCCAAAUAUGGCAAAAACGCAAAUAUGGGAAAAACGCAAAUAUGGGAAAGACGCAAAUAUGGGAAAGACGCAUACGUGGGAGAGACGCAAAUAUGGGAAAACCGCAACUAUGGGAAAACCGCAAUUAUGGGAAAAACGCAAUUAUGGAAAAAACGCAAUUAUGGGAAAACGCAACUAUGGGAAAAACGCUAUUAUGGGAAAAACGCAAUUAUGGGAAAAACGCAAUUAUCGGAAAAACGUAAUUAUGGGAAAAACGCAAUUAUGGGAAAAACGCAAAUAUGGAAAAAACGUAAAUAUGGGAAAAACGCAAAUAUGGGUAAAACGGAAAGUAUGGGAAAAAUGCAAAUAUGGGAAAAAUGCAAAUAUUGGAAUAACACAAAUUUGGGAAAAACGCAAAUAUGGGAAAAACGCAAAUAUGAGAAAAACGCAAAUAUGGGAAAACGCAAAUAUGGGAAAAACGCAAAUAUGGGAAAAACGCAAAUAUGGGAAAAACGCAAAUAUGGGAAAAACGCAAAUAUGGGAAAAACGCAAAAAUGGGAAAAACGCAAUAAUGGGAAAAAUGCAGAUAUGGGAGAAACGCAAAUAUGA
Schistocerca cancellata (South American locust) is the source of this 657-nucleotide messenger RNA. RefSeq lists its product as uncharacterized. The coding region runs from base 1 to 657 and encodes 218 amino acids. The record is from RefSeq and is a predicted model, not a curated record. The transcript has a single exon. NCBI's taxonomy places the organism in Eukaryota, Metazoa, Arthropoda, Insecta, Orthoptera, Acrididae.